Messenger RNA from Hyla sarda, 918 nucleotides. Its product is annotated as vasotocin-neurophysin VT. Gene Ontology annotation, molecular function: neurohypophyseal hormone activity. Gene Ontology annotation, cellular component: extracellular region; secretory granule. Bases 283 to 771 code for a protein of 162 amino acids. The transcript has 4 exons. Lineage: Eukaryota; Metazoa; Chordata; Amphibia; Anura; Hylidae. The record is from RefSeq and is a predicted model, not a curated record.
UUUUCCUCUGCACAGCAACCAAUUACAUUGCUUCUUUCAUUUUUCACAGGACAUUUUAAAAAAUGAAAGAAGCGAUCUGAUUGGUUGCUAGGGGCAACUGGUCAACUUUUUCUCAGCACAGGGUAAUGCAGGCAGCACAACAAUAGGACACAAACAAUUACGUCGGCAUUAAGAAUAAAUGAAUGGAGUAUAUAAAGGAUCUCCUCCAGAAGUGGAGAGCACUGGUACAGAAGAGCACAGCAGACCUUCCUCCCAUCACUGCUGCCUCCCCAGACUGAGAGGAUGCCUGACACCUCCAUCCCUGCCUGCUUCCUCUGCCUCCUGGCCUUGUCCUCAGCAUGCUACAUCCAGAACUGCCCCAGAGGGGGCAAGAGGUCCUACCCCGAUACAGAAGUCCGACAGUGUAUACCAUGUGGCCCGGGGAAUAGAGGGAACUGCUUUGGACCAAGCAUCUGCUGUGGAGAAGAUCUGGGAUGUUACGUUGGGACCCCUGAAACUCUUCGUUGUGUGGAAGAAAACUACUUACCUUCCCCUUGUGAGGCCGGUGGGAAACCCUGCAGCAGCGGAGGCCGAUGUGCCGCACCGGGAAUAUGCUGCAGUGACGACACCUGCAUUGUGGACUCCAGCUGCCUGGAUGAGGACAGUGACAGGAGACGGGUGUCCCCGGAGCAGAACAUGACCCAGAAGGACGGCUCCGCCAGCGAUCUCCUCCUGAGACUCAUGCACAUGGCCAACAGACAACAACAGCAAAGCAAGCACCAGUUCUACUGAGCGCAGCCGCCUGCGUUACCUCAUGUACUUCGUGUACGGCGCCUCCCGGUGGCGGCUUUGUCACUGGCCCCUUAUGUAAGAACGUAUUCAAACAAAUGGCUGACAGUAUAUUGUACAUAGAGCAAAUAAAGUCUUUUAUUGCACUGU